AUGCUUGAAUGCGCACUCUUUGGGAUGUGUAGAGAAAAGCUAGGAUUGAGCGGAAAACAGUUCAGUAGAAUUGAAAAGGUGUAUGAGACUGGUGGAAAGAAGGCAAUAGCUCACAUAGAGAAAGGCAGAGAUGAAAUGGAAAUACAUUUUUAUGAUACUCCUGACAGGAAUAAACAAAGAAUGUCAAUAGUGCGUAAAAAGACUGUGGUACCAUUCACAAAGGAUUAUGACAAGUUUCUAACUGCAAUAGGAUAUAAGAAUUUAUGUGUAAAUUUAGUUGAAGGAUUUAGGUACUAUAGAAAUGGAUAUACAAUCGAAAUAACUAAGAUGAAACGAACAAAAGACAUACUAGACAGUAGCGAAGAGAACGAAUUGGUUAGUUCGCCUGAUCUUCCUGAAUGCUUAUUUGAGUAUUACCUUGUAAAGGUAUUUACAAAUACAGAAAGCGUCAAUGUGGGUGAAGAGAUCUUAAAUACUGCAUUCCAUGAGUUGAAUGAUGUCGUAAAGCUGGUCAAACCUGCACCUUCUAUAUUUUAA
Vittaforma corneae ATCC 50505 is the source of this 537-nucleotide messenger RNA. RefSeq lists its product as uncharacterized. The transcript has a single exon. Gene Ontology annotation, cellular component: mediator complex. Gene Ontology annotation, molecular function: transcription coregulator activity. NCBI's taxonomy places the organism in Eukaryota, Fungi, Microsporidia, Nosematidae. The record is from RefSeq and is a predicted model, not a curated record. Bases 1 to 537 code for a protein of 178 amino acids. Gene Ontology annotation, biological process: regulation of transcription by RNA polymerase II.